AUGGCCAUUGGGCGGCGCCGCAGUUGGCGGUUCGUCGCCUGUCCGCGCGUAGCAGUCUCCGGGCCCCGGGCCCCAGUCGGCGUUUGCUUCUCGUCUCGCCUCCGCACCGCACCGCUCUGUGCAGUUUCAGGAAUCGGACAGCGUGAAUUCGCCGAAACAAACACGCUUUUGCUCCACGGGCAGUUCCAGGUUGCGGCAGAUGAUGCAGCCAACGGUAACUACCACAGAAACAUGAAAGUCUUUGACCCUUGGAUAAUUGCAGAAUGCAGCAGAUUGUUGCCAAGAGACAUCCCCCUUGAUCCAUAUCACCUUCUCAGGACCAGAAGACUGUGGAGUGGAGUGGGAGAAGAAAAUCACUCUUCUUCACCAGGAAAACUGUCUCCUCAAGAAGAGAAAUAGUAAUCUGAAUGAUGCGAUAAACACCUUGCAAAAGAACGGCGUCGUAGAUCAAGAGAGUAUUCGACUGCUUUAGAGCGGAU
This is a messenger RNA of Schistocerca nitens (vagrant locust), 479 nucleotides long. RefSeq lists its product as uncharacterized. NCBI's taxonomy places the organism in Eukaryota, Metazoa, Arthropoda, Insecta, Orthoptera, Acrididae. The coding region runs from base 1 to 399 and encodes 132 amino acids. The transcript has 4 exons. The record is from RefSeq and is a predicted model, not a curated record.